Cynocephalus volans (Philippine flying lemur) is the source of this 1508-nucleotide messenger RNA. It is a transcript of the gene CAMK1, whose product is annotated as calcium/calmodulin dependent protein kinase I. The transcript is spliced from 12 exons. Gene Ontology annotation, cellular component: intracellular anatomical structure. Gene Ontology annotation, molecular function: calcium/calmodulin-dependent protein kinase activity; calmodulin binding; ATP binding. Gene Ontology annotation, biological process: peptidyl-serine phosphorylation. The coding region runs from base 238 to 1350 and encodes 370 amino acids. Lineage: Eukaryota; Metazoa; Chordata; Mammalia; Dermoptera; Cynocephalidae. The record is from RefSeq and is a predicted model, not a curated record.
GAAUACAAGGCAAUAAGAGCAAUAAUAGAAGAAUGUACAAAGUCUGCAGGGAUCUGGAGCAGAAAAUAACAACAGUGGCUUAGACAGUCAUUGGCAAAGCCUUCAGUGAGGAGGUGGAAAGAAAGUUGUUGGGCAGAAGAUGACAUCCCAGACAAAAGAAGCAGCAAGGCACAGAGGUGUGAACAGCUGGCCAGCUUAAAGAGAGGAGCCCUGGCUGUGGCCAGGGGGCAGUGGGCCAUGCCGGGAGCAGUGGAAGGCCCCAGCUGGAAGCAAGCGGAGGACAUUAGGGAUAUUUACGACUUCCGAGAUGUUCUGGGCACGGGGGCCUUCUCAGAGGUAAUCCUGGCAGAAGAUAAGAGGACUCAGAAGCUGGUGGCCAUCAAAUGCAUCGCCAAGAAGGCCCUGGAGGGCAAGGAGGGCAGCAUGGAGAAUGAGAUCGCUGUCCUGCACAAGAUCAAACACCCCAACAUUGUAGCCCUAGAUGACAUCUAUGAGAGUGGGGGCCACCUCUACCUCAUCAUGCAGCUGGUGUCAGGCGGGGAGCUGUUUGACCGCAUCGUGGAAAAAGGCUUCUACACAGAACGGGAUGCCAGCCGCCUCAUCUUCCAGGUGCUGGAUGCCGUCAAGUACCUGCAUGACCUGGGCAUUGUACACCGGGAUCUCAAGCCAGAGAAUCUGCUAUACUACAGCUUGGAUGAAGACUCCAAAAUCAUGAUCUCUGACUUUGGCCUCUCCAAGAUGGAGGACCCAGGCAGUGUGCUCUCCACGGCCUGUGGGACCCCAGGAUACGUGGCCCCUGAGGUCUUGGCCCAGAAGCCCUACAGCAAGGCUGUGGAUUGCUGGUCCAUCGGGGUCAUUGCCUACAUCCUGCUCUGCGGUUACCCCCCCUUCUAUGACGAGAAUGAUGCCAAACUCUUUGAACAGAUUUUGAAGGCCGAGUACGAGUUUGACUCUCCUUACUGGGACGACAUCUCUGACUCUGCUAAAGAUUUCAUCCGGCACUUGAUGGAGAAGGAUCCAGAGAAGAGGUUCACCUGUGAGCAGGCCUUGCAGCACCCAUGGAUUGCAGGAGAUACAGCUCUAGAUAAGAAUAUCCACCAGUCAGUGAGCGAGCAGAUCAAGAAGAACUUUGCCAAGACCAAGUGGAAGCAAGCCUUCAAUGCCACGGCUGUGGUGCGACACAUGCGGAAACUGCAGCUGGGUACCAGCCAGGAGGGGCAGGGACAGACGGCAAGCCACGGGGAGCUACUGACACCAGCAGCUGGGGGGCCAGCGGCUGGCUGCUGCUGUCGAGACUGCUGCGUGGAGCCAGGCCCGGAACUGUCCCCCACACUGCCCCCCCAGCUCUAGAGCUCUGGAUCUAGGGUCAGGAUCCCCUGCAAGGAGGGGCUGGGGGCAGUCUGCUCCCUUUCCCUCCCUGAACUGGGGAGUUACCCUGCCCCAUCCCCUCCUCACCCACUUCCUUGCCACUCCUCACUGCAUUUUCCAUACAAAUGUUUCUAUUUUAU